GCACGACCUGCAUUCACAACCGCACAAGGCAACGCCGCCAGUGAGAGAGAGGAGAGAGCGAUAUCGAUGUCGAGCCGAAGCAAUGCUGCAUCUGUUCCGUUCAUGAUUACGGCCAAGAUGAAGUACGAGCUCAAGACUCUCGGAUACAAGGACGAAGACAUCCACAAGAUGAAGGUCGACGAAGCACAUGAGAUCCUAGACACGGGGUUGCGAAAAGGUGAAGUCAAGAAAAGGAAACCUGUGAACGCGACGAAAACAGCGUCGACGAGGGCGCCGACGGUGGCGGCCCUGCUCGUCACGCUCGCGUUGCUGUAUUUUGUAUUUGCCAGUGCGUCGACGAAAAAGUAGAUUUGUUGGCACAACACUUCCAAUGUAUCGGCGCAUGCCACGUCGUGCGUUCGAUGGAGGAGGCACCGACCGUGCAUGUGCUGCUGCAAGGCUUCGUGCAUGCAUCUUUAACCGCAUUCGAAUCAAUAUGUUGAACGUGAAUGUCAUCAUGUUUUCUUGUGUUGUAGACGUCGACGAGGGCUUGAUUCCGACAUCGUCGGUCGUUGACGUGGGCCAGCCGCAGUCGGUGGGUCGUGGCAAGCCGUCGUAUUGCACAUCAACACCAGCAGCCUCGGCAUAUUCUACGUCCGUUCCUUUGAUGGUGACGGCUGGAAUGAAGCGCGAUCUGCUUCAGCUCGGGUACUCGGAGGCAGACGUGAACAAGAUGCCACCACACAUCGCCCAUCAGAUCCUCGGCGCCAAGCUCCGCAAGCGACACCAGCCGUCGUCCUACACGACUCGCCCGUCGUCGGCCAUUCCGUCGUCCUUUCCACAGCAUCCAACGGACUCGCCGGCCGACGAAAGCGACGACGUCGAAGUUCCGUUCUCGCCACGGACCAUCGCAGGCUGCAUCGCGCUGACCAUCGUGAUCCUCCUGCUCCAGUUCUCCUAACGAUACACCUCCUUCGAAUGGACACAAACGAAUCUCGACAACAGUCG
This is a messenger RNA of Aphanomyces invadans, 987 nucleotides long. RefSeq lists its product as hypothetical. The record is from RefSeq and is a predicted model, not a curated record. The transcript is spliced from 4 exons. Lineage: Eukaryota; Oomycota; Saprolegniomycetes; Saprolegniales; Verrucalvaceae. The coding region runs from base 371 to 940 and encodes 189 amino acids.